UCCAUCCAAGUGGAUUAAUCCACUUUUAGUCUACACCCAGUGAGUCCAUCCAAAUGGAUUAAUCCACUGUUAGUCUACACCCAGGGAGUCCAUAGGGACGUUUUCCACCUGACUGUCACCGAGACUCUCCCAACUACCCAAUCCCCGCCUGCCCACCAGGGUCAGCGGUGGACGGUGGGCCACCCCAGUGCCUCCCCGUGUGGCCCUGUGACACUCAGCUCCUGGUCACUGCGACGAAGGCCCGAGACAUGCGACUGGUCAAGAGAAAAGUCGACUCUGGGUCCCCGUCUUGGAGGCGGGGCCUUGGGGCAGCCGCACGUGACGGUGGGCGCGAGUGGCAGAGGAGAAAGAAGACAAGAGGACGAGCCUGGGGUCCCAGUGACCCUGCAGCACACUGGUCCAGUGACCUCAGGUCCCCACUAGGUGCCGCCACCUCCCGACCGCUCCAGGCUGGGGACCCACCGGUGGCCGCAGGGAGGCGGGAGUUCUCCAUGGACCUCCGUGUUGGGAGCAGGGAGCCUCGGGCCUUCAGGGAACCUGGACAUAGAACAUGGGAGGUCCUCGGGGCUCAGGGGAGACUCCGCGCGGGACACUCUCGUCCCCUGGGGUCGGCCAUGGGCAGGAAGACCACGCCCCAGAUGGACAGUCCCUCCCUUCCCUGCCUGUCGGAGCCUCGGGCCCUCGCUCUGAGAGCGCCAGUCAGACUGAACGGAAGUCCCACUGGGGACAGUGCGCAGCCUGUGCACCAUCCCGGCCUCCACAGCUGUGCACCAUCCUGGCCUCCACACCCCGAGCGCCAUCUUGGUUUUUACAUCCCAUGCGCCAUCUUGGCCUCCACACCCCGUGCGCCAUCUUAGUCUCCACACCCUGAGCACCAUCCUGGCCUCCACACCCCGUGCGCCAUCCUGGCCUCCACACCUUGAGCGCCAUCUUGGUUUUUACAUCCCAUGCGCCAUCUUGGCCUCCACAUCCCAUGUGCCAUCUUGGCCUCCACAGCUGUGCACCAUCCUGGCCUCCACACCCCGAGCGCCAUCUUGGUUUUCACCGGGGCCCUCUGGCCGUGCUGAUGGAGGGUGCCCGGGUGGAUCUGAGGUUCUCAGUGGCCCUUGGAGACUCGGGCCGUGGGCCACCCUGGGGCCACCCACAGGGUCCUGAGAAUUGCUGUCCUCACAAGCUUGGGACGCGCUGCUGGUCCAUGGGCCUCCCAGGGACAGACAGGUGUCCCUCAGCCCGAGCGUGGAUGCUCCGUCCACGUCCCUCGCUGGGCACCACCAGGAAGGGCACCACCAGGAAGAGCGCCACCAGCUGUAGCGCUGACCACCAGAACCGGGGGCUGGAGAGCCACCCCUCCCCUGGCCUGGGCCUCAGCCUGUCCUCCCAGAGGUCAGGAGGCCGGGGCAGGAGGAUCGCGGGUUCAAAGCUCAUCACUCGGCGAGGCCCAAGCCACUCGGCGAGGCCCCGGGCUCAGCAUGAAAACCAAACCAAACCUUUUUUUCCUGUUCUUUCCACGCGCCUGGCCUCAGGCACCGUGUCACAGUGACAGAUGGCCCCGGGCAGCCCAGAUCCCAGGGCCACACGCAGGGCCUGUUCCACAGGCUGAGCAAGGUCCCCGAGAGACCGAGGCCCCAGCCUCCCGUCCUCACGGUCCGCGGGCAUCAGAGCCACCGCUGGGACACCUGGCUCUGGGCCAAGAGAGGGUCCCCGAGCGGCUGUGCCUGUGGCUCAGUGCGCGACGCUGGGCACGCUCCAUGGUCCUCCGCCUGCGGUCUCUUCCAGGUGGGGCCGGGGCGCUGGCCCAGCAGUGCGCCUCCCUGUACCCCGGGUGCCGGGUCACCGUGUUCGAGGUCCCCGAGGUGGUGCAGACGGCCAGGGCCCACCUCCCGCUGCCGACGGAGGGCCAGGUGGGCUUCCGUGAAGGGGACUUCUUUGCGGACCCCCUCCCCGAGGCUGACCUCUACAUCCUGGCCAGGGUCCUGCACGACUGGUCAGACGAGACGUGCUCCCGGCUGCUGGCCAGCGUCCACCACGCCUGCAGGCCCGGUGGCGGCGUCCUGGUGGUGGAGCGCGUGCUGGACGCGGACGGCCGGGGCCCGCUGGCCACGCUGCUGGGCUCGCUCAACAUGCUGCUGCAGGCCGAGGGCCGCGAGAGGACCGCCGCCCAGUUCCGGGCGCUGCUGGCGGACGCCGGCUUCGGGGGCUUCGCGCUGCGCAGAACGGGCGGCGUCCACGAUGCCAUCCUGGCCACCAAGGCGCUGCCCGCAUCCGGCCACCCUGGGGCCCGAGGACAAUAAAGAGACGUG
Messenger RNA from Ictidomys tridecemlineatus (thirteen-lined ground squirrel), 2300 nucleotides. The record is from RefSeq and is a predicted model, not a curated record. Lineage: Eukaryota; Metazoa; Chordata; Mammalia; Rodentia; Sciuridae.